Molecule: messenger RNA, 1569 nt
Organism: Papaver somniferum (opium poppy)
Lineage: Eukaryota; Viridiplantae; Streptophyta; Magnoliopsida; Ranunculales; Papaveraceae
Product: zinc transporter 5-like
Exons: 2
Coding region: 352-1449 (365 amino acids)
Biological process (GO): zinc ion transmembrane transport
Cellular component (GO): plasma membrane
Molecular function (GO): zinc ion transmembrane transporter activity
Source: RefSeq, a predicted model, not a curated record
GAGUUUCGGCAACACAUUAAGUUUCGGCAACAGAGUUAUUUUUAGGAGCCGAUGAUUUUGUUACCUUUUUUUUUUAACAACUCGAUGUUAUUAGGAAAGAGUGACUUCAUUAUUUUACUUCUACUAUUGUAAAUGACCUUCUUUACCUCUCGUAUUUCCAACUUUUAGAUACAACCACGCAAAACCCGAACCCUUUUUGGUAAAUAAUCAUGUCUAUGUCUACAUCAUGCUCACUGAAUUCAAUUUUGGAAUCAUCACUUGUAUAUAUAAGCGUAAACUUGUUUCUCAGUAAAAUCAAUCAGCCUCUUCUCUUUUCAAUAUACUUGUCGUUCUUUUGCUUUUCUGUUCAAUAUGAAGCUCAAUUCUUCUUAUAAAUCACUUCUUCUGUUACUGCUAGUAGUUCUGGUUCAAUUUCUCCAUUACCCAGUUUUCGUCUCUGCCGAGUGCACAUGCGAACCAGAAGAUGAAGAAGGUGUUAACAAAAGCCAAGCACUUAAACUCAAAUUCAUAUCUAUUUCUGUCAUUCUUACUGCAAGUGCAAUUGGUGUAUGCCUUCCAAUAUUAGGACGAAACAUUCCGGCUUUACAUCCAGACAGCAAUGUUUUCUCCGUUGUUAAAUCGUUUGCUGCUGGUGUCAUUCUAGCAACAGGUUUCAUUCACAUAUUGCCGGAUGCGUUUGACGAUUUGACAUCUCCAUGUCUGAAAGAGCACCCAUGGCAUGAUUUCCCGUUUACGGGUUUCAUUGCCAUGGUGUCCGCUAUGUUGACAUUGAUGGCCGAUUCUUCAGCUACCGGUUAUUAUAGGAGAUCAGAAUUGAAGAAAAAAUUGAGUCAUAAUAGAGAUGAAACAAAAGUUGGUGCGACUCUUGGAGAUGAUGAACAGGAAGCAGGAUGCAAAAUGGAGGUUAAUACCCACACAACACACGGUCAUGCACAUGGAUCAUCGCUAUCGUCCUCAGCUGAUAUGCUUCUGCGACACAAAGUCAUAACUCAGGUAUUGGAGUUGGGAAUAUUGGUGCACUCUGUGAUCAUAGGUGUAGCAGUGGGUGUCUCACAAAGUCCUUCCACAAUCAGGCCUCUUAUGGGAGCAUUAGCUUUCCAUCAGCUUUUCGAAGGCUUGGGACUUGGCGGAUGCAUAGCACAAGCAAAAUUCAAUGCCAAAUAUGUUAUUUGGAUGUGUGCAUUCUUCGCGCUAACUACACCAGCUGGUGUCGGAAUUGGAAUUGGAAUUACAAAUGUUUACAGCGAAACUAGUCCUACGGCUCUGAUAGUUCAAGGAGUUAUGAAUGCGGCUGCAGCUGGAAUUUUGAUUUACAUGUCAUUGGUGGACCUUUUAGCAGCUAUCUUCAUGGACCCUAAGCUUCAAGAAAGGGGUUGGCUCCAAUUUGGGUCGUAUGUUUCGCUAUUUUUAGGUGCUGGUGCUAUGUCGCUCAUUGCCAAAUGGGCCUAAGAAGAAUCCAUUGCUGAUCAUGAUUUUUUUAUUUUUGAUAUGUUCCUCAUUGAUCAUGAAUUUUAGUGAUGGUAAUUUAGACUUAAGCAGAGAGAAUAGAAUGAUGUAUAGAGGCCUAGA